Eucalyptus grandis is the source of this 1487-nucleotide messenger RNA. RefSeq names its product UDP-rhamnose/UDP-galactose transporter 6. The record is from RefSeq and is a predicted model, not a curated record. Lineage: Eukaryota; Viridiplantae; Streptophyta; Magnoliopsida; Myrtales; Myrtaceae. Gene Ontology annotation, molecular function: UDP-galactose transmembrane transporter activity; antiporter activity. The transcript is spliced from 6 exons. Bases 244 to 1251 code for a protein of 335 amino acids. Gene Ontology annotation, cellular component: Golgi apparatus.
CCAAAAAACACAUCGAGUGAAGCUAUAAUUGAAGGUUAAUUAGAGCAACGUAAGCUUAAUUAAAAGCUCCUUAACGAGCGAGAAGGUUGCGAACUUGGCGGCUCCGUCUCUUCUCCGGUUCGUUAUUCUGCAUCUCCCAGAAGCUUGUGUUGGCAAGUAACUCCCUCUUGGCUCUUCUUCCACGACUUUCUUUAUGGAGACUGAAAGAUAGACUUUAGGGAGCAUAGUUGACGAAAUUGAAAGAUGGCUCUAUCUAGCAAAGCUGAUCAAAAGGCAGCUGUAGAUGUAGCUGCCUGGAUGUUCAAUGUUGUUACUUCAGUUGGUAUUAUCAUUGUCAACAAAGCCUUGAUGGCUACUUAUGGUUUCAGCUUUGCUACAACAUUGACUGGUUUACAUUUUGUUACCACGACCUUGAUGACAGCCAUCUUAAGGUGGUUGGGAUACAUCCAGUCCUCUCAUCUGCCUUUCCAGGAGCUUCUGAAAUUUGUCAUUUUCGCCAAUUUUUCUAUUGUCGGAAUGAAUGUCAGUCUAAUGUGGAACUCAGUGGGAUUCUAUCAGAUUGCAAAGCUGAGCAUGAUCCCUGUUUCCUGCUUUUUGGAAGUGGUGUUGGACAAAAUGCGGUACUCCAGAGAUACAAAGCUGAGCAUAGGAGUUGUUCUUUUAGGAGUUGGUGUCUGUACUGUCACUGAUGUGAGUGUUAAUACUAAAGGGUUUGUUGCUGCUCUGAUUGCAGUGUGGAGCACUGCGCUUCAACAAUAUUACGUACAUUACCUUCAGCGAAAGUAUUCAUUAAGUUCUUUCAACUUGCUGGGACAUACUGCUCCUGCCCAGGCUGGUUCGCUGCUCUUGGUAGGCCCAUUUCUGGACUAUUGGAUGACAAGCAAGAGAGUUGACGCUUAUGACUACACCCCAGUUGCUGUGAUGUUUAUUAUUCUAUCCUGCACCAUUGCUGUGGGGACUAAUCUCAGCCAGUUCAUCUGCAUCGGUAGAUUUACUGCUGUUUCUUUCCAAGUAAUUGGCCAUAUGAAGACAAUCCUUGUCUUGAUCAUGGGCUUCCUCUUCUUUGGGAAGGAGGGUCUCAAUCUCCAAGUAGUCAUCGGCAUGAUCAUAGCUGUAGUUGGAAUGAUCUGGUAUGGCAAUGCGUCAUCUAAGCCUGGGGGGAAGGAGCGCCGAAGCCAUUCACUUCCUACCAGCAGACAACAUAAACACGGUAGUUUGUCGGAGUCCACCGAAGUAGAUGGGAAAGUUUGAAUAUUAGUGAUUGCCAGUGAGCGAACAUACAAGAUAGCUGAUUCCAAUUUAUCAUCUGAGAUUAGAAAACCAGUGUUCCUUUUCUUCUCCAUUGUUUUUCCUCAUUGAGUUAUUCUUUGUUGUCCCCAAGCCGCUCCAAGGGAACAGAUCUUGCUGAAUAGGUUUAGCUGUGCUGCAAAAAUUUUCCCUGCUUGAUCAUAUAAAUUAUAGUAAUUAAAUUGUUGUUCAUUUCAUAA